UAGAGUUGGAAAUUCUCCCCAACUGAAUAGUCAGUCACGGGGAUUCCACUCAGUUAAGCACCUCGCAUUCAUCCCUUAAACCUCUAGGUUGUCGAGCAUAGCAUCCCGACAAAAUCAUGGCCAUCGACGACGAAAGAAAACGCAUUGAAGAUGAGAGGAAGAGGAAGCAGGCGGAGACCGACAGAAAACGCGCGGAAGUUCGCGCGCGCCUUGAAGAGGCGUCCAAGGCCAAAAAAGCCAAGAAGGGGUUCAUGACCCCAGAGAGGAAGAAGAAGCUGAGGUUGUUGCUGCGUAAAAAAGCCGCUGAGGAGCUGAAGAAGGAGCAGGAGAGGAAAGCAGCUGAGAGGAGACGCAUAAUUGAACAACGCUGUGGAAAAUCCAGACCCGUGGAUGAUGCCAACGAAGAGACACUCAAGCGCGUUCUACGUGAGUACCAUCAAAGAAUCUGCCAAUUGGAGGACCAAAAGUUCGACAUCGAGUACAUUGUCAAGAGGAAGGACUUUGAGAUCAACGAUCUGAACAGCCAGGUUAACGACCUCCGAGGUAAAUUUAUGAAGCCAACCCUGAAGAAGGUCUCGAAAUACGAGAGCAAAUUCGCUAAACUCCAGAAGAAAGCGGCGGAAUUCAACUUCCGUAAUCAACUGAAGCAGGUGAAAAAGAAGGAGUUCACCCUCGAGGAAGAGGACAAAGAGCCGAAGAAAUCGGAGAAAGCCGAGUGGCAGACGAAGAAGUAGAUCCUCCAAAUGUCAGAGUGGACACCAAGACUCGAUAUAAUAAUACCAUAAAUAAUAAAAUACAUGAUAAUUUUGCCAAGUACCUCUCGAACGCUUGUUCCCCACCACAAUCUCUAUUGUUAAUUACCACUGGAUGAAAACAGGCAGCAAGCAACCCGAAACAUGGAAAUCGAUUCCAAAUUGAUCAUUUUUUUUUUCAGAUUAUUGACGAACAAAUUGGCAUGACAUUUUAUUUUUGAAUUUUUUUAACACAAAAACCACUAGUACCAGAGUAAAUGUCAGAGUGCUUACGCCUAGUUCUAUGAAUAAUAUAAAUACAUUAUUUACUGUA
This is a messenger RNA of Fopius arisanus, 1065 nucleotides long. RefSeq names its product troponin I. Lineage: Eukaryota; Metazoa; Arthropoda; Insecta; Hymenoptera; Braconidae. The coding region runs from base 117 to 734 and encodes 205 amino acids. Gene Ontology annotation, cellular component: troponin complex. The record is from RefSeq and is a predicted model, not a curated record. Gene Ontology annotation, biological process: muscle contraction. The transcript has 9 exons.